CACAGUACCACACAUGUCUGAUGUCACAGCGCACAAAUCAUUCUCUUACUAAACCAGGUUACUUCUCUAUCGGAAAUUAAAUUGGAUAGAAUUAUUUCUUGUAAAAUAAUUAUAAGUGUGAAAAUCACUAAUGAAGAACAAUGGCUAAUUUAACAGAAGAAAGUACAGAUGGUACGGGAGAUUCAUCAUCAGAUAAUCUUUUAGUUCCUAAUCAUUCUAGCCCCGAGAGCAAUGAAGCAGAAAAUGAUAAUGUGGAUAUUAAUGCACAAAUUGAUGCUCAACGUCAAAGAAUGCAGCCUUCUAAAAUGGAAUCGUUUUUUGCCAUUACAAAAUCAUUGAUUAUUAGGGCUUUAGUUGUUUAUUUCAUAACUUCAAUGUUUCGUCAACCAUCAGCACCAAAGACUGAAGUUAAUAGUUCAACUGGCGCACAGCGUGUUCCUGCAGUAAAUAUGUUCGUAAAUGGAAGUGUUUUAGACAUGUACACCUAUAUAUCAGAGCAAGAAUUUUUGCAAAACUUUGAUGACGCAAAAUUAAUUUGGAAGCAUUCAGGUCUUGUUUAUGGUGAUUGGUAUGCAGGCUCUAAUGGUGAUGGAACUUUCAGUUUUUCCACAAAUAUUGUGCCUUCAGAAUCUCUAAAAAAUAAUGGAUCUAUAUAUAUUCAUGUUUAUGUAGUUAAUACAGGUAAAUCACCAGAUCCAAAGGAAAAAAACAAUUAUGCUGGGCAUUACAUCUCUUAUGGACGGAAAAUGGUAAACAAAUAUAAAAAAUUGAAAUAUCUAAAGACUCACAAUCUUUUAACUGGACAAAGUGAAAAGUCAGAGGAAGAACUAAUGAAAGCAGAAACAUUAAAAGAAGAAAUAGUGUCCCACUGGCAUCCAAAUUUAACAAUUAACUUGGUGACAGAUCACACCAACUGGAUGCAAGGAAGUGUACCACCACCCCUUGAUGAAUUCAUUUACUUUUUACCAGAUGGCAGCAAAUACAAGCCAGCUGUAUUUUUAAAUGACUAUUGGAAUAUGAUGCGUGACUAUGUUCCUAUUAAUAAGACAACAGAAAAUCUACAACUUCAACUGACAUAUCAACCAUUAAGUUUGUUUAAAUGGCAGUUGUAUACAGCUCAGGUUAUGCGGGAUAAAUUAAACAUGUUUUCAGCCUUAGGUGCUGAGGAACAAGAUGAGGAACAGGACACAGUCAAAGAGUUACUUCUAGAUACUUCACCGUAUCUUUUGGGAUUGACAAUAUCAGUAUCCAUUCUUCAUUCUAUCUUUGAGCUAUUAGCUUUUAAGAAUGAUAUUCAAUUUUGGAAUAACAGACAAUCACUUGAAGGACUUUCUGUGAGAUCAGUGUUCUUUAAUGUUUUUCAAUCUACCGUUGUGCUUCUUUACGUGUUAGAUAAUGAAACUAACAUAAUGGUUCGAAUAUCUUGUUUUAUAGGCUUAUUGAUAGAAAUAUGGAAAAUUAACAAGGUUAUGGAUGUCAAAUUGAACAGGGAGGAUAGGAUAUUUGGUUUUCCAAAACUGUCUUUUACUGAUAAGGGUUCAUAUGUAGAAUCUAGCACAAAGCAGUAUGACAUGUUGGCAUUCAAAUACCUAAGCUGGGGAUGCUUCCCGCUCCUGGUGGGCUAUGGUGUAUAUUCCCUAUUGUAUCAAGAACAUAAAGGAUGGUAUUCAUUUGUGCUGAACAUGAUGUAUGGUUAUUUGUUAACAUUUGGAUUUAUAAUGAUGACUCCACAGUUGUUCAUAAACUACAAAUUGAAGUCUGUUGCACAUUUACCAUGGCGUAUGAUGACUUAUAAAUUCUUAAACACAUUUAUUGAUGAUAUAUUUGCAUUUGUUAUAAAAAUGCCAACAAUGUAUCGCAUUGGAUGUUUCAGAGAUGAUAUUGUCUUCUUCAUUUUCCUUUACCAACGUUGGAUCUACAAGGUUGACCACAAACGAGUUAAUGAAUUUGGCUUUUCUGGGGAAAUGGAGCAACAAAGCCAAUCAGGAAAUGGUAACUUAGCUAUCACAAGCGAAGAGACUAAUGAUAAAAAGAAUGACUAAUGAUUAAAUAUUUAAAAAAUAAUUUAAUUAUAAUAGUUAAUUAGAAAUUGUAGGUUGAAUGUGUUUUGUUCAUGUUUUACAACUCAGAAAAUUGUGCUUUGGACUUGACAUACUUUGUAAAUGGGUAUAAGGUCAAAUUGUUAUUAUUAUGAGUUGGUAGUAUUGAACAUUUUGAAUAACUUAAGUUUUAAGUAACCAAUUUAUCUUCAAUAUUUUUGCAUUUACUGUACAAUAAUUUGAAAUAAUUGACAUAUGUAAUUAUAAUGUUUUCAUUGUAUGAAUAAUGUUUUGAGCACACUUACACUGCUAUAGAAUUCAAAGUAAGAGGGAUGAAGACCCUCUCUAUAUUAACUGUAACUUACAAAUUUGACCUGCAUAUGCAUAUGCAUUGCCUCAAACUCUGCAUAAGGGUAGCAGAGAUGAGUAUAUUUCAGUUUGACUCUGUGUCAAUGGAAGAUAGCCUUAUGUUGCAUAAAUGAACAAUACUGGUUAUGUAUCUGCAGAUUUUUUUUCAAAUCGUUCAAAUUUGACUCUCAGUUCUGAUCAUUUUAUGUGAGGUAGAAUACUAUUGCUGCAAGUCAACUAGGAACUUGAAAUUGGGAUAUGUAUAAAAAGCGCCUUAUAUCUUGUUUGCCUAUACAACAUAAAUAAUUUAUUGAUUAAUAAUAUGUGCAUUCAUGAAGUUGUGUUAUUUAAAGUUAACUUAGUUAUUUUAAUGCACAAUUUGUUGAAUUUCUACUAUACUAUGUUAAUAUAAGUGUUAAAUUAACAAAAAUAUUUUUUUUCCUAUCACCAAAACUUAUCACAAGUUUGAUCACAGUCACAGUUAUUUCUUAUAUACUUUCUUGGAUAUUUUAUAUUAUGGUCUUUUCUUUAUGCUUACAUUUGUGUUUUCAACUUGUUCAAUUAAUUUAAUUUAUCAAAUUAAUGUGCAAAAAGUGUAAAAUUGUAAUGUCAACAUGGGUUAUAAUCAUUUGUUGAACUCAUACAAGAAAAUUAGUUGUUUUUAUGUUAAGUUGUAAGGAAUUAUUACACAUUUUCUGACUACUGUCUUAUUUGUAUGUUUUUAGAGCUCAUGCCGGCAAUAUCUUGUUGAUUUCAAAAUUGGGCUCACAGAUAUAUGUGAUUAUGUGUUUUACUCCAGGCUAUUUAAGGGCUGGACACAGUGACACUCCUAUAUUCGAGCCUGCAUUGCAACUUAUUAAGGCUAGCUCUCCCUCAACCUAUUAUGUUCGAUCUUUCUUCAAGUUCCAUCAAGCCCUUCUUGAGUUGUAGAAAAUCAGAUUUUUUUAUUUAUAAAUUUGCCUCAUUUAGUCACAAAACUAACUAAUGUGACAAAUUUUAGCUAAAGUAAUAUAAACCUGUGCUUUCUAAGUUUUUGUUGGUGCAAAUGUAAUGAAUUUUAUUAUUACUUGACUGUGUAUGUAUGGUACAAAAUGGUUGAUCGUGAGUAUUGUAAUGGUAAACAGUAUUUAUUAGAUAUAUUGUUAUUAUAUCUCUGAAUGUAUAAAUAUAUAAAUAAAAAGAU
Messenger RNA from Leptidea sinapis, 3570 nucleotides. Its product is annotated as putative lipid scramblase CLPTM1. NCBI's taxonomy places the organism in Eukaryota, Metazoa, Arthropoda, Insecta, Lepidoptera, Pieridae. The record is from RefSeq and is a predicted model, not a curated record. The transcript has 3 exons. Gene Ontology annotation, cellular component: endomembrane system; membrane. Bases 141 to 2042 code for a protein of 633 amino acids.